CGGAAUAUUCAACCCGCAGUAUCUUAUCCACUCCCUCCCCUCAAUAUUCUGUACAGUACUUCACCGCCGCCGGCCGCCGUUCUUCUCCGCCCUUCCGCCGCCGUGGUCGAUCCGGGAGACGGUGCUGGAUAGUGUGGCGGCGUACCACCACCAGCAGCGGAUGCGCAGUAAGUUCCGCAAGAGCCUCUCCUACACUGGGGAGCUCGCGGGCCGAGCAGUCGCUUCCUCCUCCUCCCCCUCCGCCUCACUCGCGUCACUCGUCGGGCCCGUGGACGACGACGAGCCUUUCUGUGACAAGGAGGAGGGGCCCAUCGAGCUCAAGCAGUUCGACGCCAAGCGCGUCAACAACGUCCUCAUCCUCAUGAGCGACACUAGCGGGGGGCACUGCGCCUCCGCCGAGGCCAUCAAGGACGCCUUCCGCAUUGAGUUAGGCGACGACUACCGGGUCUUCGUCAAGGAUCUCUGCAAGGACCACGCCGGCUGGCCGCUCAACAACAUGGAGAGCUCCUACAAGUUCAUGGUGAAGCACAUGCAGCUCCGGAAGGUGGCCUUCCACGGCACAUCGCCCAAAUUUUUCCACAACUUCUACCUCGCCGCCCUCGCCUCCUUCUACUCCAAGUUAUUCAUAUAUGUUCGCGAUGGCUCCGUAUGUGGUCUAUUCUGCAAAGGCCGGAGGACAUAGACCUUUUUAUGAUGGCUUCUACUCGGCUAGAGCGUUCGGCCAGGGAGAUUUUUUACCCCCAUGGAUGGCGGUGUGAUCUUCGGUUAGGAUCGGCCUCCCUAUAGGCAUUUUUAUUUUUCUCUUGUUCUGGCUGUUUUGCCACUUUAUUUCGGUUUACAGUACUUUGAACUUUUGGCUGUGUGCAUCUAGCUAUGCAGAGGCUGGGUGAUCUUUGAUGCGAUUGUAUCAACUCGAUAUUUCAAUUCAAUGAAAAGCCCUUUAUCGAAAAAAAGACGCACAGACAUACAACUAUGUGACAACAUAAUGCCUUUUGGGGAAUUUUGAUUGCUUUUUCCUAACAAGAAAGUAUAACAAUAUCUGUG
This is a messenger RNA of Triticum aestivum (bread wheat), 1044 nucleotides long. RefSeq names its product probable monogalactosyldiacylglycerol synthase 3, chloroplastic. Lineage: Eukaryota; Viridiplantae; Streptophyta; Magnoliopsida; Poales; Poaceae. Gene Ontology annotation, molecular function: hexosyltransferase activity. The coding region runs from base 161 to 682 and encodes 173 amino acids. The record is from RefSeq and is a predicted model, not a curated record. The transcript has 3 exons. Gene Ontology annotation, biological process: glycolipid biosynthetic process.